AUGUCGUUUGCGGGAAGACGCCGGGGAAACAAAGUCAAAAAGGGCGUUCAGUUUACGCUCAUGGUCGUCGGUGCUUCUGGCACUGGGCGUACCACUUUCGUGAAUACCCUCUGCGAAUCCGAAGUUUUGGCCCACAAGGUCUCUGACAACCCAGAGACUGCUCAUGUUGAAGAGGGUAUUCGAAUCAAGCCCGUCAACGUUGAACUUGAAGAGGAUGGCGUCCGCAUCGCUCUUACCAUUGUUGACACCCCUGGAUUUGGCGACAACAUCGACAACGAAUUUGCGUUCCAGGAGAUUGUUGGAUACCUCGAACGCCAAUACGAUGACAUUUUGGCCGAAGAAUCUCGCAUUAAACGUAACCCGCGCUUCAGGGACAACAGGGUUCAUGCGUUGUUGUACUUCAUCCCUCCCACUGGACACGCUCUGCGAGAGAUGGAUAUCGAGCUGAUGCGUCGCCUUUCACCACGUGCGAACGUCAUUCCCGUCGUAGGUAAGGCGGAUUCUUUGACUCCGUCUGAACUCCGAGGGUUCAAGAAGCGGAUCAUGGAGGACAUCGAACAUUAUGAUAUCCCUGUUUACAACUUCCCUUUCGACAUCGAAGAAGAUGACGAAGAUACCAUUCAGGACAACAGCGAACUGCGCGCCCUUCUACCGUUUGCUGUUAUCGGUUCGGAAGAGGAGAUCGAGAUCGACGGUCAACCUGUUCGCGCCCGUAUUUAUCCUUGGGGAAUUGCGGAAGUCGAUAACCCGAGACAUUCCGACUUCAGCAGGUUAAGGAGUGCUCUUUUGAAUUCUCACCUUGCGGAUCUCAAGUCUUUGACCCAUGACGUCCUCUAUGAAACCUAUCGUACAGAAAAGCUUUCCAGGACCGUCCAUGCAGAAACGAACGACUCGUCCAUCUUGCCGGAAGAGCUCGCGUCUCAAAGUGUGCGUCUCAAGGAGGAGCAACUACGCCGGGAGGAAGAAAAAGUGAAUUUGCGCGAGAUUGAGCUUAAGGUCCAGAGAGAAAUCAAUGAAAAGAGGCAAGAGCUACUCGCCAAGGAAGAAUCUUUGCGCAACUUGGAAAGUCGACUCGCCGCGCAAGGAUCUCAAUCAGAAUUCCGAGAGUAG
This is a messenger RNA of Guyanagaster necrorhizus, 1110 nucleotides long. Its product is annotated as septin. Gene Ontology annotation, molecular function: GTP binding. NCBI's taxonomy places the organism in Eukaryota, Fungi, Basidiomycota, Agaricomycetes, Agaricales, Physalacriaceae. The record is from RefSeq and is a predicted model, not a curated record. The transcript has 11 exons. The coding region runs from base 1 to 1110 and encodes 369 amino acids.